CAACAUUUCUGCCGUAAGGGUAGGGUUUAAGCUCUUGCCAAUUACCAUCGUUUUUCGGCUUUUCAGGGUGGAUCAAAUGGAAGGGUUUUAGGGAACGGUAGUAUUCCUCUUCCCCUUCCCCUUCCCCAUGGCUUUAACUCCAAUCUCUUUUCUUCUCCUUCGGAAUUUAUCCUCCAUAAACCCUAGUGUAUCUCAUUCUAGAAUUAACUCUCUCAUCAGAACUAGUAGACCUUUCUGGUUCUCUCGCUGUGGCAACCUUGUGCCCUUCUCAAUAGCUCGGUCCUCUCUCCUGCAAACCGAAACAGAACCCCCUAAGGUUUCAGACCCCAGAACAAGCCUCUCAGAUCGUAUGCGCUUCGUAUUUGAUCAAAUAGACGCCAUUGAGAAGGAGAGAAGCAACAAGGACGAGGCUUUGCAAAGGAUUCGCGCCUGGAGGGAAGCAAAGAAGAAAAAAUCCGAAGAGGAGGCUUCGGGGUUAAGGGGCCCAGGUGCUGUUGAAUCGAGCCCGGCUUUAGAUACGGAAGUGGAGGUCAAGAAGAAGGAUAACCUGUUCAAUAAAGAAGUUGAGUUUGUUCAUCCUUGGCCUGAAUGGAUUGAGUUCAUGGAGCGGUUGGUUCAACAGAAUUAUUUCGAUCAUCGGAGGAGGGAUGAGAAUAAAAUCAUCCAGGGCCUGUCCAUUGAUGUGCCAGAGUUCGUUGAGGAAGGAUUUGAUUUUACCAGGGAUUGGUUUGCUGUUCGCACCGCCUGUCUCAACUUUGGGCGUGACCGCUUUGAUAUCUUGAGGUCGUUGUCAAGGCAGGAUAUUCAAAUUCUAGUUGGGUAUGGAUGCCCUAAUGUGGACACCAAAGUGGUGUUCUCUGCAAAGAUAUUGAGGAAGCAUGUACACCUUGAUGAAGGAGAUGUCUGUAGUUCAUGCAGUCUCAGAAGCUCAUGUGACAGAGCAUAUUUGUUAACACAGAAGGAGGAUGAGGCUAGGACUCUUGAUGUUAUCCGCAUCCUAUUGGCAUUUGGUUUUGAUCAUGUCAAAGAAUCAGUUCAGAACAAAGCUCUUUUAAAAUUGAAAUCUGUGAAAAGAGUAGUACGUAAGUUGCUUCAUGAAGUUGUGAAGUUGAGUGCAAUUCCAAUAGACCCAAAUCUUCCACCACCAGUAAUAAAAAAGGCCCCACCAAAGGUGAAGCAACCACCACCUCCUCCAAAGAAACGAGUAGGGCGUGAUGACAUUGAAAUGAAGAAAGGAGAUUGGCUCUGUCCUAAGUGUGAUUUCAUGAAUUUUGCAAAGAACACUGUGUGCUUACAAUGUGAUGCCAAGAGGCCAAAGAGACAAUUACUUCCUGGAGAAUGGGAGUGUCCUGAAUGCAACUUCUUGAAUUAUAGGCGGAACAUGGCAUGCUUUCAUUGUGAUCACAAACGCCCACCUGAUGAAUAUAUGGAAAACCAAAUGCAAUCAAGGACACAUGGUCAAUCUUCGAGGUUACAAAGGGUUGCCAGCAAGUCCGAGAUUUCAAAUGCCUGGAAUUUUGAUUUUGAUGAUAAUGAAUCUGAUGGUGCAGAUGUUGCUGCUUUUGAGUUUGCAGAUCCUCCCAAAAUGGGUGAAGAGUCUUCUUUUGAUGCCCAUGCUCCAGGAGGAACUCCAAGGGGAUUUGUAGAUGAUUCCUUUGAGACCAGCAGGGUCCCAAGAACCAAUGAAAGAGGAUAUCCGGAUGCUAGUGAAAGGAAGUCAAGUAUGGGGUUUGAUGACUUUGAUGAUGAAGAAGAUGAUAUUGAUUCUUAUGAGCUAGACACACAAACUAACAGUUCAAUACAAGCUGCUUCGUCUAAAGAUUUCUCAGAUGUUGAUGGUUACUCCAUCUCUGAAGAUUUGGACAUCCCUGACAUUUCCCAUGCUCGUCAAGCAAUUAGUUCCUCUUCAUACAAUAACACAUCAAGGCUGAGACCAGGAAACUAUUCUUCUGAAUCUGAGGAUAGUGAACAAUGUUUUGAUUCAGAUGAAGAACUUUCAGCCCACCGUGAACGGAAAUUUAGUCAUAUUGCAGAUUCUAGACGGAGAAAUAAGGGCAGAGAUGCAGGUGGCCCGUACAGGGGAAUCACCUUCGGUUCAGAUGUUGAUGAACUAGAUUCUGGUACUGAUGGUGAUGAAUAUGACAAUGAUGGCUAUGAUGAUGUAGACAAGCGAUUUGGCUCCAGGAGUAAAAGUAAUAAAUGGGAUCUAUAUAGAAGGGAUAUUGGGAGAGGAGGUUCUGAAUCUGAUGGUGAGAAUAUACAGUCUCGUUUUAAUAAGAAAGGGACCGCUGAUAGAAGGGGAAACACUUACCGAAGUCACCCACGUUUUGAUUCCAGAGGUGAUGUACAAUUUAGAUCCAACAGUAGAAUGUUUGGCAGGAGGGACUCUUUUGGCAAAUCUAAUAUUGAUAGAACAUAUCAAGGUUCUCGCAGGACUGAGAGAGGAUCUCAGAGAGGUGACUUCAGUGGACAAAGAGUGAAUGAUAGAGGAGGCAAUUUGUGGAAUUAUGGAAGGAGGGACUCUUUUGGAAAAUCUAAUCUUGAUAGAACAUAUCAAGGUUCUCGCAGGACUGAGAGAGGAUCUCAGAGAGGUGACUUCAGUGGACAAAGAGUGAAUAAUAGAGGAGGCAAUUUGUGGAAUUAUGGAAAUCGUGGAAAUGACAAACGGUUUAGGCAUCAGCAAUGGGGGAAAUACAAUGAAUUCAAUAACCCAUCAGACGUGUAUAGAGACUUUGAUAAUAAUAAUAGACCAAGGAGGCGCAUAAUUGAGAGAUGAGAUCAUGGAAGAGCAUGAUUUCUAAAUAGGCUGGAAUCCGGGUUCUUACACAAUUCAUGGUCAUUCGAAAUGGUUGGCAAGGCAAAAUGACUUGGUUUAACUUGCAGAAAUCUGACAAAAUUCAAUUGUUGUCUUCCUAUGUGAAUACACGGGAUCAGUAGAAGAUGCUGGGAAUUGUCACUGAGCCAUUGUAUUUAUACACAGUUUUCUAUUUAUUGUCAUUUCAUGAGGCAUGUCAAAUGCAUAUUUUGAGGGAAAUUUGCUUUUUUUUU
Nelumbo nucifera (sacred lotus) is the source of this 3048-nucleotide messenger RNA. RefSeq names its product zinc finger (Ran-binding) family protein. Gene Ontology annotation, molecular function: mRNA binding. The record is from RefSeq and is a predicted model, not a curated record. Lineage: Eukaryota; Viridiplantae; Streptophyta; Magnoliopsida; Proteales; Nelumbonaceae. Gene Ontology annotation, cellular component: cytoplasm.